CUUCAACAGAGUAGGAUUGGCAAAUUCGUACGCGGUUUAAUCAAUCAAUAAGAGCAAUGCUCCACUGCCUAAACGCGUUGUGCGAUUAUUUUGAAGAUAUUAUGUAAUUCUUAUGUAAUCCGCGCUUGCCCAAGAAGGAGGUUAAACGACGAUGGAACAGGAAGCCUGCACCAAUUUCAAAUCCAUACGAGCAAAGUUCCAGGACGAGCUCCAGGUGAGGUACAGACCUGUGGUUCCUGAGAAACCCAAACGCCUCCCAACAGCUGCCAUAGGCCGCUCUGGUCUGAUAACCAUGAGCUCUUGUUCAGCUGUGGAAACCAAGACCCCUAGUCUACCCCGGGUCAUUUUCAGAGAAGACCUGAAAAUACCCUUAGGAAAACGCCCUGUAUCAUUCCCAAGCUUUCCUAACACCGCAUCUGAAGUUAGCAGCUCUGUUGAUGAGCACAACAGGCAGUCACUUAAAGUCCGGAAUUCACCCCUCGUGUUGCCGUUUUCAAAUGAACCAAGGCAUGGUUCUACUGUAAUUUCUUCAAAGGGAUUCACGUCACCUCUUAAAUGCGUCAAGAAACCAAUCCCUACACCUUUCAGCUUGACCAAAGUUUCAUUGUUUGGCAAAGAAAUUGAUAAAAAUGGUCUGGGGCAUUUAAAAAACAGCAGUACUCUUAAUGUUCAGCUAGAAGAGUCCAACCUAAAGACUGCAAACACAGAAGCUGUAGAGGUCCACCAGACUAUGCUGUCAAACCCUGGAUUGCCAUAUUCCAGUCUAGAGUAUUCUUCUACACCUUCACCGAAUGAGUCAUUGACAGAUUCAUCUUCUGGUAGUGUUAGCCAAUUCUUUGACCAGCAUGUCCUGAGCACGUUAGAGAAAGCCAAGAGGAAGCUUUCCCACAAGAACCUGUUGGUGUGUAGCAGACCAAAGAGCUUCUACUCUAGUAAAGCACUGGUGCUUCCCACAGCAAGUCCUCCAUCUCCUACCGAAUCUGAGAGUUGCCAUCCAGAGGCUUCUCCAUUGAAAAUCAGUGGAACAUCACACAGAUUAAUGGAGCUCAGUGGAGUCAUGCAGCCUGAAAGGCUACGCAAACCUCUUCCUGAUCUGAUAUCCCUCAGGCCAAUGCCCUUAAAGCCACCUAGACCCCCACAUGUGGAUCUUGGCAAAUAUAAGACUGGAAUUCACAUCAGUGACACAAGUGAAACACUCACUGUUGAAUGUGUACCAGAGCCUGAGAUUUUGGCCACUGGUAAUGCAUCACUUGAGGAUGCAACUGUACCUCCCCCUGAAUUUCCAGAUUUUGACAUAUCUGCACCAGAAGCCACAGACCAUAAUGCCAUAAAUCUGGCAGCCCUGGAAUUAGAGGCAACAGACUUUCCUGAUUCCUUGCCUCCACCACCACUGCCAGAUGAAGGCAAUGGCCUGGAUUUACAGGCUCUGUUGGUCACAUGUUGUCCAAAUAAUAUUGGUGCACAGAACAUGCAGUCAGGAGAUGUUCUCUGUCAGUCUUCAGAUGAAGCGAGGAAUGUAGGGAUCUUGGCGUCUGCUACAGAUUUGGCAACCUCUGACCUUAAAAUGAAUGGAUCACACGCUGCCUUCAACUUGAACAGUGAACACCAACUUCCAUCAGAACCAAUUUCUUCUCAACAAAGGCGUUUCCACAAAACCUUUGACAAUGUUUAUGAGGAUGUGGAGACAGUUCCCAAAUUUUCUUUUGCUCAAAGCUCAUUUAAGUGUAAAGCAGCUCCCAAAAAUCCAUAUGCUGAUAAUGGCCAUGUGAAAGAAGAUUCAUGGAGGAAUAUAUGGCAUGUCACUCAAUGGUCUAAUACAGCUGAAGAUCAAAAUGGCCAUACUCAUCAUGAAAGAAAGAAGCAGCCAAGCCCUGAACACCAUGAUGAUAAAGAGUUGAAGAAGAAAGAGAAGCAGCGUCUGGAGAAGGAGAAGAAAGAGCAGAAAGAGAAGGAUAAAAAGAGAAAUGAGAUGCACAAGAAAUUUAAAAUCACUGGACUGGAAGAGCCCAUGUAUCGCGCUAGAGUCCUGGCAGCCAGCAAACUCCGCAAAUACGACCUGCCCGUCAAAAGUGGGGAUCUCAUCAGCAUCAUCCGAACGGUCAACUGCCCCAAGGGCAAAUGGCUGGCCAGAGAUGCCAACAACAAAUAUGGCUACAUAUCCGUGAUGAAUGUGGAGUUGAACAUUAAGGAGAUGCUUGAGCUUGGAAAAAAGGCAUCGCAGGCCGCUGGACGAGGCCAAACUGAUGGAGAUAACCUUAGUUUUAGCAGCAGGUCAUCUCAUCAGAAUCCAGUGCUUACAAGUAGCUUCACUGAUGACAGUGAAGAAUGGAUGUAUGAAGAUGACACAUUGUCGCUAUCUACUGAAAAUUUGAGUCAGACCAAAGCAGUCUCUAUGCCCGAAAUGUUUGAUAGUAACUCUUCUGUUCAUCAGACAUUCAGUGACUGGAGUAUUGAAGAUGUCCAUACACAAGAGGCAGAAAACUUCCAGUUUGCAGACAUUGAUAUUCUGCCUCCUCCAGCUCUUUACGCUGACUCUCUUUGAGAAUGUGUGAUGUUGAUACCAUACCUGUAUACCAAGGUUCCAUUACCAAGGAAAUCGAUACUUCUUUAGGAGGUGGUGUUUGAAAAAUAACCAUCUAGCACUGGGCUUUUGUCUCACCAUUCGUCAGAUCAUAAUUCUCAAGACUUGGACAUCAAGGCUUGAUUCUCAAAUGCAAAGAGGAAAAAAAGGCUUCCAAGAGAACUUAUUGUGGCAGUUUGAAGAAAAUGAACUUUUGAAGUUUGAAACGUUAUAUAUUUGCACUGUGAGCAACAAGGGGUAGAUUGAGAGUGAAUAACAGACAAUGGCAGCUUAGGGGUUUUAAUGAAAUGAGGGUUUGGCACUCUGUCAUAUAAUCUAUUGUAUGAAUUGCAAAAUUAAGAGUAUGUCUUUAAUUGUACAUGUUGUCUAUAAAUACACCUUUAUGUUGCUUUGUUUUGUGUAUCUCAUUGUGUGGGAACUUUGGAAGUUGGUGGUUUGAUUACAUGAUUGUUUAUUAAUAAAACACAACUUGUAAAUGUUGCCGUACAAUAAAUGGAUCUGUAUUCAGCAAUGA
Megalobrama amblycephala (Wuchang bream) is the source of this 3095-nucleotide messenger RNA. RefSeq lists its product as uncharacterized. The coding region runs from base 152 to 2542 and encodes 796 amino acids. The transcript has 17 exons. Gene Ontology annotation, molecular function: protein binding. Gene Ontology annotation, cellular component: plasma membrane. The record is from RefSeq and is a predicted model, not a curated record. Gene Ontology annotation, biological process: integrin-mediated signaling pathway; T cell receptor signaling pathway; protein localization to plasma membrane. NCBI's taxonomy places the organism in Eukaryota, Metazoa, Chordata, Actinopteri, Cypriniformes, Xenocyprididae.